Penicillium alfredii is the source of this 2127-nucleotide messenger RNA. It is a transcript of the gene pkcA, whose product is annotated as protein kinase c. Lineage: Eukaryota; Fungi; Ascomycota; Eurotiomycetes; Eurotiales; Aspergillaceae. Gene Ontology annotation, biological process: protein phosphorylation; fungal-type cell wall biogenesis; signal transduction. Gene Ontology annotation, molecular function: diacylglycerol-dependent serine/threonine kinase activity; ATP binding. The transcript is spliced from 6 exons. The coding region runs from base 1 to 2127 and encodes 708 amino acids. The record is from RefSeq and is a predicted model, not a curated record.
AUGGACGGGGACGAGAUCAUUGCUUCGGUCUAUCGCAAGAUCGAGCGGGAAAAGGCCCUGAUCGCUGCGGCCAGUAAUAUGCGGCAGUCGACCGAUAACCCCCUAGUGCAACAGCGAGUCGAUGCCAACAUCCGCGAUGGCCGCAAGAACAUUGCCUACCUGGAGGAGAAGAUGCGAGAGCUGCAGAUCCGGCGAAUCGAGCAGGAUGGCGGCGGCUCGCCCACGGACCAGCGUCAUCCGCAAGGUCGCCCGCCAGGCCCCACCCCUCCCCCGAAAGAUUACCUCGGAUACUUUGCUGGCGAGCAGGGCGAACAUGGUGAUGCCCAGGGUCUUGCUCAGCGAGGUGCCGGCUCGAUGCCCUCGGGCCCUCCAUUCCCGGACCCGCGGCCCUAUGCCCCGGUCCCAAAGGCUAGGCCCAAUUACACAAAGCUGGAUUUGAUCAAAUAUGACACCGCGUAUCUCGGGCCGAAGAUUCAACUUAUGCUGUCUCAACUCGAGUUCAAGUUGAGUGUCGAGAAACAAUACAAGGCGGGUAUCGAGAAGAUGGUCCGUUUGUACCAGGACGAAGGCGACCGAAAGAGUCGCGCGGAUGCCGAGGGCCGUCGCAUUGAGAGCAACCAGAAGAUCCAGCUGCUGAAGCAGGCUUUGAAGCGCUAUGAGGAUCUUCAUGUGGAUAUCGAGCCGACCGAAACCCCAGAUGAUGAUAGUCUGAGCAGCCCUAACCUGCGCAAGCCGUUGACCGGUCUUUUGACCAUGCGCAUCCACGCCGUUAAGGAUGUUGACCAUGCCGCGAGUUCACGAUUCUCUCGCGGCCCCGAGACAUUUGUCAUUGUCAAAGUGGAAGACACUGUCAAGGCGAGGACAAAGGCCACUCGGAUUGAUAAGUGGCUGGACGAAGCAUUCUCAAUCGAUAUUGACAAGGCGAACGAGAUUGAACUCACUGUUUACGACAAAUCGGGAGACCGCCCGACCCCUAUCGGUAUGCUGUGGGUGCGCAUCUCCGAAAUCGCAGAGGAAAUGCGUCGCAAGAAGAUUGAGACGGAACUCAACACCUCGGGAUGGGUAUCGGCAGAUAAGAUGGACAAGUCGGGCAUGCCGCGACAUGAUCAGUCAGGUUCUCCCAUGGGCUCUUCUCAUGGCCCCGGAUCGGGACGACCGGGCGCCUCGGGACAACACCAUGGAGAGGGCUCGAAUGCUCCGCCGUCUGUGAUGAUCGAUUCCUGGUUUGCCUUGGAGCCAGUCGGCCGGAUCCAUCUCUCCAUGAGCUUCGCCAAGCAACUGAAGGACCGCCGCCCCUUCGACAUUGGUCUCAACCGCCAAGGUGCUGUGCGGCAGAAGAAGGAGGAGGUUCACGAAAAGCAGGGCCACAAGUUCGUCACGCAACAGUUCUACAACAUUAUGCGCUGUGCGCUGUGUGGAGAGUUCCUCAAGUAUGCUGCCGGAAUGCAGUGUGCGGAUUGCAAAUACACCUGCCACCGCAAGUGUUAUCAGAAGGUGGUCACCAAGUGUAUCAGCAAGGCCAACUACGAGACCGACCCCGACGAGGAGAAGAUCAACCACCGCAUCCCUCAUCGCUUCGAGGGCUUCUCCAACAUCUCCGCAAACUGGUGCUGCCACUGCGGGUAUCUUCUGCCUUUCGGACGCAAAAACGCCAAGCGAUGUACCGAAUGUGGCCUUACCUGCCACGCUCACUGUACUCAUCUUGUGCCUGAUUUCUGCGGCAUGUCGAUGGAAGCGGCGAACCAGAUCCUGGAGACCUUGAUCCGCGCCAAGAAUCAUAACAAGUCUACCUCUGUCAGUUCCGGUCUCAGUGGCCGUACCCUCCGGCCAGGCGGUGCGCCGCAACCCCCUCAAGACCAUGCCGCCCUUUCAUACCCUCAGAAACCCGCCGAGGGCCCCUACGGCGCAAUGCACAGACAAGCCUCGGCCGAAGCGGUAAGCGCUGCGACUAACUCCUAUAUGACUCCACAGUCACCAACGACUGCUGCACAGGCUGCACCGCGCCCACAGAUCCCCCCGAAAUCCCCCACCAGCUCGGGACCUGCCGCCGCCGCGGCCGCCGCGGCCACUGGGUUGCGCACUCCCCAGCAAACACCAAGUAUGUCCUCUCAUCCAGCUCCGAAAUGA